Molecule: messenger RNA, 783 nt
Organism: Colletotrichum higginsianum IMI 349063
Lineage: Eukaryota; Fungi; Ascomycota; Sordariomycetes; Glomerellales; Glomerellaceae
Exons: 1
Coding region: 1-783 (260 amino acids)
Source: RefSeq, a predicted model, not a curated record
AUGUCCUUCAACGACUCCGGGUCCGAGUAUUCGUACUAUUCGUAUUCUUCGGCCGGGUAUGCUCAGCGAGACGUCGAUGGCUCUGCUCCCCGAUACGCUUCCAGCAUCCAUUCCUAUGCCGCUUCGUCUUCUGCUUCGCAAGCAUCCGGACAUAGCUCCGGCAGUGGCAGCCAGAGGUACUAUACCCACACGCCAGUCACCGGCUUCUCGUACGACGAGUAUCGUAUGCCUCAAACGUACUCUGAUACUCCACCUCCGUCAACGCACACUGCACUCAGCACCUUCCACCGAGGUGUCCAGCAGCAACAGACCGCUGCCCUGCCAAGCAGACGCAUGCUGCAUUGCGAAUUUCAACCUUGGACCGGCUGUCAGCAACAGUUUCGACUUGACGACGUCGGUGCCUGGAUUAGACAUGCCGAGGACGAGCAUCUGCAACGCAUGUUCCCCACGGAAUGCAUUUGCUGGUUUUGCGACGAUAUUGUCUUCAGCACCCAACGUUGUUCCGACGCUGGGCUGAACUUCACCCAACGCAUGGAACACAUCGCGGGCCACAUCAUGGACGGUGAUCAUUUCGAGCACAGGCGACCCGACUUCCACUACCUCGACCAUGUAUACAGAGUCGGAAAGAUAUCGCGCCAGGCGUUUGAGCUAGCUAGAGGAGCCAGUGAGGGUCCCCGAACGUCGGGGGUUCUGCACCCAGCGGGUUGGAGGCCAGCCAGCCGUGAGGCAGCAAUCGUCGUGACGGGGGGCGGUAGACGACGGCCUAGGGAGCGUCGUUCUUGA